Ylistrum balloti is the source of this 651-nucleotide messenger RNA. RefSeq lists its product as uncharacterized. NCBI's taxonomy places the organism in Eukaryota, Metazoa, Mollusca, Bivalvia, Pectinida, Pectinidae. The transcript has a single exon. The record is from RefSeq and is a predicted model, not a curated record. Bases 1 to 651 code for a protein of 216 amino acids.
AUGAAAGAGAAAGUGGAGGAGAGGAAAGAGGAAGAGGAGAAGAGGAAGGAGAAAGAGGAGGACAGGAAGGAGGAAGAGGAGGGGGGAAGGCGGGAGAGGACAGCAAGGAGGAGAGGAAGAGAGGAGGGCAGGAGGAAGGAGGAGAAAGUGGAAGAGGAGAUGAAGGAGAAAGAGGAAGAGGAAGAGGAGAAGAAGAAGGAGAAAGAGGAGGAGAGGAAGGAGGAAGAGGAGGACAGGAAGGAGGAAGAGGAGGGAGGAAGGCGGGAGAGGACAGCAAGGAGGAAGAGAAGGAGAGGCAGGAGGGAGAGGAGAGAGAGAGGAGAGAGGAGAGAGAAGGAGGAAGAGGAGAGAGAGAGGAGAGGAGAGAAGAGAGAGAAGGAGAAAGAGGAAGAGAGGAGAGGAGGAGAGGAGAGAAGAAGAGGAGAGAGGAGGGAGAGAAGAGAGAGGAGAGGAAGGAAGGAGAGAAAGAGGAGGAGAGAAGAAGAGGAGGACAGGAAAGAGGAGGAGGAGAGGAGAGAGAGAGAGAAGGAGGAGGGGAGGGAGAGGACAGCAAGGAGGAAGAGAAGGAGAGGCAGGAGGGAGAGGAGGAGAGGAAGGAGGAAGAGGAGGAGAGGAAGGAGGGAGAGGAGGAGAGUCAGUCACCAUUACUAA